AUGUCUUUCCACGCUUCCGCCGAGAACAUCCGCGUCGACGACGGCCACAUCCUCCGCGCCCAGCUCCACAACGGCGGCGGCGACCUCGUCGAUGCCGAGCUCAACCUCAACGAUGUCCUCGGCAACAACAACGGCUCCUUUGAGUGGGGUGGUGCCGGCUUCGCCGACUCCGCCGAGGACAUCCACUUCAGCAUCGAGGGCGGCGACAACGUCCCCAUCCUCCGCGCCCGCCUCUUCAACAUCGAGGGCGAGCCCAUUGACGCCAACGUCAACCUCUCGGAGCGCAUCGGCAACAACGACGGCAACUUCAGCUACAACUGUUAG
Colletotrichum spaethianum is the source of this 324-nucleotide messenger RNA. RefSeq names its product cyanovirin-N. Lineage: Eukaryota; Fungi; Ascomycota; Sordariomycetes; Glomerellales; Glomerellaceae. The record is from RefSeq and is a predicted model, not a curated record. Bases 1 to 324 code for a protein of 107 amino acids. The transcript has 2 exons.